AUGAAGGCCUCGUUCCUCUCUUUUCUCGCCCUCUUGGCAGCCAGUGCAUAUGCCCAAGGCAGUGCCCGCGGCAAUAACACCGCACCAGGCGACCCCUCCACAAACGCCACCGGAUUCGACUAUAUUGUGGCUGGAGGCGGUGCUGCAGGGAUAGUUGUGGCACAACGCCUGGUGGAGAGCGGCAGGUCAGUCAUCCUCCUCGAGAGAGGCGGCCCGUCGACCCACAGCACCGGCGGCAACGCCUCUGUGCCAUGGAACAACACCGUCACGCCAUUCGACGUGCCGGCUGUAUUCCUGGCCACGCCGGGCAGCUCGUACUGCACCGACACCGCCGGCAGCGCUGCGUGCAUCCUCGGCGGUGGCACCGUCAUCAACGCCAUGAUGUACGUCCACCCGCAGUCGGCCGACUUCGACGACAAGUUCCCAAAUGGCUGGAAGUGGGACGACGUCAAGGACGCCGCGGAGCGUCUGUAUAAACGCACCCCCGGUACGACCACACCCUCUGCGGAUGGCAAGCUCUACGACCAGGGUGGCUACGACGUCUUGUCCAAAUUCUUUACAGCUGCUGGCUUCAAGAGUGUCGACACUAUUGCGAACCCUGACGAUAAGAAGGAUGUCUUUACACACCCACCCUGGAUGAUCAACAAGGGUAUCCGUUCCGGUCCUGUCCAGGAUUACCUUGCCUUGACGGCUGGCAAAAAGAACUUCAAACUGCUGACCAACUGCAAGGUGCUUCGGGCCGUUCGAGCCGACUCGACCGUGACAGGCGUCGAGGUGGAAAUGGCCGAUGGUAAGCGGCAGGUGAUUUCUCUGCGGGACCCCAAGGCAGGCAAGGUCAUCCUUGCGGCGGGCGCCCUGUCGACGCCCAAGAUCCUCUUCGCCAGCGGCAUAGGCCAGCCGGAGCAGAUCGUGAGCGCGGCCAAGGCCAAUGGCGUGCAGCUGCCGCAGCGCAGCGCCCUCGUCAACUCGCCCGUCGGCCAGGGCGUCAUGGACCACCCGGUCUUCUCGCUCGACCUCAAGGUCAAGAACGCGUCGUCGAGCGCCGGGCUCGAGUCCAUCAACGGCGCCGCGCUGCUCAAGAGCCCGCCCGCGGGAGACGUGGAGCUGUUUGCGCGCGGCUCGGGCCUGCUGGCGCAGUCUACGCAGAGACUCAACUUCUGGUCCGAGGUGGGCGGCGACGCGGCGGGGGACGGCCAGCGGCGUUUCUUCCAGGGCACGUGCAGCGUUGGUGCGAAUGACACGCUCAAGAUCAAGGUGUACAUGACGCACGGGCUGACGUCGACGGGCAACCUGACCAUCAACGUGACGUCCGGCGCGACUACCUGGGCCAAGGAGCCGUGGAUGAGCACCGACGGCGACAAGAAGGCCGCCGUCGUGUUUCUGGACCGCCUCAUCGCCAUGACCAAGGCACCCGGGAGCAACCUCGCGCUGGCCAAGCCCAACGUGACGGGCGCGGAGCUGGCUCAGAGCUUCGUCUCCGGGUCGCACUACGUCGGGUCCGCGCGCAUGGGCGAGGACAGCAAGACGGCCGUGGUGGAUACCAACACAAAGGUGUACGGCACCGACAACCUUCACAUUGUGGACGCCUCGAUCCACCCAGACGUGCCAACCGGCAACACCCAGGCCAUAGUCAUGGUCGUCGCUGAAGAGGCGGCAGACAAGAUCAUCAAGCUGGGCGGGCCGAAGAAGGCGAGAUGCCUCAACAAGAAGAGGAGGGUUUAG
Pyricularia pennisetigena is the source of this 1722-nucleotide messenger RNA. RefSeq lists its product as uncharacterized. Gene Ontology annotation, molecular function: oxidoreductase activity, acting on CH-OH group of donors; flavin adenine dinucleotide binding. The record is from RefSeq and is a predicted model, not a curated record. The transcript has 2 exons. Lineage: Eukaryota; Fungi; Ascomycota; Sordariomycetes; Magnaporthales; Pyriculariaceae. Bases 1 to 1722 code for a protein of 573 amino acids.